Messenger RNA from Octopus sinensis (East Asian common octopus), 1222 nucleotides. RefSeq lists its product as uncharacterized. Gene Ontology annotation, molecular function: catalytic activity. The record is from RefSeq and is a predicted model, not a curated record. Lineage: Eukaryota; Metazoa; Mollusca; Cephalopoda; Octopoda; Octopodidae. The transcript is spliced from 5 exons. Gene Ontology annotation, biological process: nucleoside metabolic process. Bases 45 to 1052 code for a protein of 335 amino acids.
UGAGGGAUUCUAUACUAUGAUUGAAACAGCAUCUAACAGUGAAAAUGGUUAAAGACUUGCCAUUCCUUCAAUAUCACGAACAGCCUACCAUUGCAAUCAUCACCAGCCUUUACUCUGAGAAACUGGCUGUAGAUGCCAUGAUUGACAACAAAUCUACUUAUUUCAAGAACAAAACGGAUGAGAAAUCACGGAGGAUUGGUGAAUCUCAAGUAUAUACACUGGGACAGAUUGGCAAACAUAUUGUGGUUUCGACAAAGCUCUCAAAAGGUGCAGCAGAGCAGAAGAUGAUUUCAGCCGAAAACACCAUCACAAGACUUUUAGGCGUUUUUAGUUAUGUUGAACAUGUUAUUCUUGUUGGUGUUGGUGGUGCUGUUCCUCACUUCUCAGACUUCAACAAACAUGUUCGACUUGGAGAUGUGGUAGUAUCUACGCCUGUUGACAGAAGUGGUUCACUCUAUGUUCAUUGCCAACGAGCUGAGAAUAUACCUAAUUCCAUUGGCUACAGUUAUGUGACACAGUCAUGGGCAUCAACCAAUCACAGCCUUCAGAAAGCUGUUGAGAACCUCAAGUGCACUGUUGAACGGAAUCCCACCAUUGCAAAACCAUGGGAUCCCUACAUUGAAGAAGGGAGAGAUCUCCUUGAAAGUGAAGAAUCAGAUUUUAACCGUCCAUCUAUUAUGCGUGAUAAGCUCUUUGCAACCCAACCUAAUGGUACUGUUGUUCAAUACGAGCAUCCGAAACCAUCUGGUAGUCAUUAUCAGUCCUACACAGAGGGACAGGUGACCAUUAGAUAUGGAGUUAUUGGCUCUGGCAAAAUGGUAACCCAAAAUGAAAAGAUGCGCAAGGAUUUUUCCCAGCUGAAUGGCAUCAAGGCUUUCGAUUCAGAAUUUGACGCCGUUCUUGACUCGCUGGAAGGAAGUAGAAACUGCAGUUUCCUAGUAAUUCGAGGAAUGGCAGAUUACAUUGAUGGAACUGGGAAGAAAGGCUGGCAACCAUAUGCAGCGCUUGUUGCAGCAGCAUACAUGAAGUCUUUGCUACAUGUUCUCGAAUGAUUAUAUACACACUUUUUGGUGUAUAUAAUAUAUUUUCAGCUAAAAAUAUGCUAAUAUCAGCUUUGGUAAGGUUUUAUUAAUAAAAUUACAAUUGAAGUAAUUUACAUAACCUGCUGGUGUGGAUAUGUAAAAAGAUGAAAAAAAAAUAAUAUAAAUAAUAAACAAAAAAU